GUAUGGGAGGAAGGCAAGCUGGUGAAGGCAGUGAGGAACCCAGGACCCACCACACCAGUGUAGGUUCUCACAAUGGGUCCAAGGCAGGGGCGGACUGACAACUCAUGGGGCCCCCAGGCAAUAGGGGAUCAUGGGGCCCCUGUGUCCUUGCCCAAACUCAAAAAAGCCUAUGAAAAAGGUACCAGGGGCAUCUCAUGGGGCCCCCUACUGACCCCUGGCCCUCGGGCAGUGCCCGAGUUUCCAAAUGGUCAGUCCGCCCCUGGUCCAAUGAUUUCAUCCCAAUAC
This is a messenger RNA of Staurois parvus, 285 nucleotides long. The record is from the annotation of a GenBank genome assembly. Lineage: Eukaryota; Metazoa; Chordata; Amphibia; Anura; Ranidae.